GAGCGGCGAUGGCGGCGGCGGCGGCGGCGGCAGCAGCAGCGGGGGCUGCGGGCGGUCGGGGCUCCGGGCCGGGGCGGCGGCGCCAUCUUGUGCCCGGGGCCGGUGGGGAGGCCGGGGAGGGGGCCCCGGGGGGCGCAGGGGACUACGGGAACGGCCUGGAGUCUGAGGAACUGGAGCCUGAGGAGCUGCUGCUGGAGCCCGAGCCGGAGCCCGAGCCCGAAGAGGAGCCGCCCCGGCCCCGCGCCCCCCCGGGAGCUCCGGGCCCUGGGCCUGGCUCGGGAGCCCCCGGCAGCCAGGAGGAGGAGGAGGAGCCGGGACUGGUCGAGGGUGACCCGGGGGACGGCGCCAUUGAGGACCCGGAGCUGGAAGCGAUCAAAGCUCGAGUCAGGGAGAUGGAGGAAGAAGCUGAGAAGUUAAAGGAGCUACAGAACGAGGUAGAGAAACAGAUGAAUAUGAGUCCACCUCCAGGCAAUGCUGGCCCAGUGAUCAUGUCCAUUGAAGAGAAGAUGGAGGCUGAUGCCCGUUCCAUUUAUGUUGGCAAUGUGGACUAUGGUGCAACAGCAGAAGAGUUGGAAGCACACUUUCAUGGCUGUGGUUCAGUCAACCGUGUUACCAUACUCUGUGACAAAUUUAGUGGCCAUCCUAAAGGUUUUGCGUAUAUAGAGUUCUCAGACAAAGAGUCAGUGAGGACUUCCUUGGCCUUAGAUGAGUCACUAUUUAGAGGAAGACAAAUCAAGGUGAUCCCAAAACGAACCAACAGACCAGGCAUCAGCACAACAGACCGGGGUUUCCCACGAGCCCGAUACCGUGCCCGGACUACCAACUACAACAGCUCCCGCUCUCGAUUCUACAGUGGUUUUAACAGCAGGCCCCGGGGUCGCGUCUACAGGGGCCGGGCUAGAGCGACAUCAUGGUAUUCCCCUUACUAAAAAAAGUGUGUAUUAGGAGGAGAGAGAGGAAAAAAAGAGGAAAGAAGGAAAAAAAAAAAAA
Canis lupus familiaris (dog) is the source of this 990-nucleotide messenger RNA. It is a transcript of the gene PABPN1, whose product is annotated as poly(A) binding protein nuclear 1. Lineage: Eukaryota; Metazoa; Chordata; Mammalia; Carnivora; Canidae. Gene Ontology annotation, molecular function: RNA binding. The coding region runs from base 9 to 929 and encodes 306 amino acids. The record is from RefSeq and is marked validated. The transcript is spliced from 7 exons.